AAAGCAGUCGUCGUCAUUUCCGGGGUUUCUGUGGCGGGAUUGUGCAGUGUCGGUCCACGGUAACGAUGCCCCGUGUGCUGAACGCUAUUGUGGCCGUGUGCCCAGACCGGGGCAUCGGCAACAAGGGAAACCUGCCAUGGCACCCUAUUAGGCUCAGUAAGGAAUUUGCGCAUUUCCGAAAGAUGACAGCAACUCCGUCAGUGAAAGGCAAGCAGAAUGUGGUGAUCAUGGGCAAGAAGACGUGGUACUCUAUCCCAGAGAAGAACCGACCUCUGAGCAACAGAAUCAACAUUGUCCUCAGCAGGGAGUGCAAAGUGCCCCCUGCAGGAGCACACUACUUGGCGUCAGACUUCAGCUCAGCUCUCAGGCUAAUCGACACAGAACUGGCUGAUCAGGCCGAUCAGGUCUGGGUUAUAGGAGGCAGUUCUCUCUACAAGGAGAUGAUGGGGAGCACUGGAAUGAGAAGACUGUUUGUCACUCAAAUUCUGAAGCAGUUUGAGUGUGACACAUUCUUACCUGAGAUCAGUCUGGACAAAUAUCGUCUACUGCCAGAGUUUCCAGAUGUACCACAAGAGUUGCAGGAGGAGAAUGGGAUUCAGUACCGAUUUAAAGUCUAUGAGAGCAUCCAGGAAUGAAGAGGCAACACAGAAAUAAAAAAAAAAAAAGCUGACGUCAUUUGUAAAUGAUCACCAUUAUGUAAAUGCUGGACUUACUGUUUGGAACAGACGGCGGAAAACAAAACAAACAAACCUGUGUUAAGUAGUACUGGAACUGACCCACCAUACUUCACAGGUGUGAGGGAAGUGAUGCUGGGACCAGAUCUAGUUUGAUUUGAGUUUGUUCAGUUUUCUUCAAGCAACAAAUGAGCUUGGAAAAGGAGGAGGCAUGUAAGGGGAUAUUCUCUGAUCUCUCGCUGUGUUCAGAUAUAAAUAAAUAUGUCACAUCUAAUUAAACAAAAUAAAGUACAACCAUGGCUUUUGGAAA
Messenger RNA from Oreochromis niloticus (Nile tilapia), 984 nucleotides. RefSeq names its product dihydrofolate reductase (gene dhfr). Gene Ontology annotation, cellular component: mitochondrion. The coding region runs from base 66 to 635 and encodes 189 amino acids. Gene Ontology annotation, biological process: tetrahydrofolate biosynthetic process; folic acid metabolic process; dihydrofolate metabolic process. The record is from RefSeq and is a predicted model, not a curated record. Gene Ontology annotation, molecular function: NADP binding; dihydrofolate reductase activity. The transcript is spliced from 6 exons. NCBI's taxonomy places the organism in Eukaryota, Metazoa, Chordata, Actinopteri, Cichliformes, Cichlidae.